Messenger RNA from Filobasidium floriforme, 3226 nucleotides. RefSeq names its product alanine-tRNA ligase. The coding region runs from base 103 to 3168 and encodes 1021 amino acids. Gene Ontology annotation, molecular function: alanine-tRNA ligase activity; ATP binding; nucleic acid binding. The transcript is spliced from 9 exons. Gene Ontology annotation, biological process: tRNA modification; alanyl-tRNA aminoacylation. NCBI's taxonomy places the organism in Eukaryota, Fungi, Basidiomycota, Tremellomycetes, Filobasidiales, Filobasidiaceae. The record is from RefSeq and is a predicted model, not a curated record. Gene Ontology annotation, cellular component: mitochondrion; cytoplasm.
CCACCGACCUCGUCUUCUAUCAAUCACCCUUCUCCCUCUUAUCAUCCUCCUCAGGAACGAGCUCCUUUGUCCUGUUAUUGUGACUCGGCGCUCUGAACUUUUAUGAUACUUGGGCGACACUGCUAUAAAACACUAGCAGCUACCACUCGGCCACUCUCCGUCCAACCAUUCCUCUCGACGAGGACAUUCAAUACCACACCUAUCAACUACAACUUGAUCAACUCGCACAACAUGCCUCGAAUCGAUCUCAGGACCCCCAACUUCCCUGACGAAAAGCCUCACGCCUGGCCGUCGCCAGAAUCAUGGCCCGCCGCCAAGGUCAGGGAGACCUUUGUCAAAUACUUUACCGAGGCCAAGCCGGGUCUCGAACACACCUUUUGGCCUAGCAGCAACGUCAUUCCCUUUGAGGACCCGACGCUCUUGUUUGCCAACGCUGGUAUGAACCAGUACAAACCCCUCUUCCUCGGUACCGCCGACCCCAACACCCGCAUGGGACAGCUCAAACGAGCCGUCAACUCCCAAAAGUGUAUCCGAGCCGGUGGAAAGCACAACGAUUUGGACGACGUCGGCAAGGACUCGUACCAUCACACCUUUUUCGAAAUGCUCGGCAACUGGUCGUUCGGUGACUAUUUCAAGAAGGAGGCUAUCAACUGCAGUUGGGACCUCUUGACUCGGGUGUAUGGUCUGCCUGCCGAUAGGUUGUACGUGACCUACUUUGAGGGAGAUGACAAGCUCGGAUUGAAGCCGGACCUGGAAGCCAAGCAGUUCUGGCUCGACGUCGGUGUCGAAGAGGACCACAUUCUUCCCGGAAACGUCAAGGACAACUUCUGGGAGAUGGGUGCUGUUGGUCCUUGUGGGCCCUGUAGCGAGAUCCAUUUCGACCGAAUCGGAGGUCGAAAUGCCGCUCACCUCGUCAACCAGGACGACCCGAACGUCCUCGAAGUCUGGAACAACGUCUUCAUGGCCUACAACCGAGAGAACGAUGGCAGCCUUCGAACGCUGCCUGCCCAGCAUAUCGACACUGGAAUGGGUUUCGAGCGACUCGUCUCGUGCUUGCAAAACGUAGAGUCCAACUACGACACCGACGUGUUCACCCCUUACUUUGACAAGAUUCAGGAGAUGACUGGCGCUCGACCGUAUUCGGGCAAGCUCGGCGAGGAUGACAAGGACGGUCUCGAUACCGCCUACCGAGUCUUGGCCGAUCACGUGAGGACGUUGACGAUUGCCAUUUGCGACGGAGGUGUGCCCAGCAAUAUCGGACGAGGUUACGUUCUCCGAAGAAUCUUGAGACGAGGUGCUCGAUAUGCCAGCAGCAAGUUUGGCGUCAAGAUCGGGACCUUUUUCUCUAGCCUCUCCCCGACCGUGGUCAAGGAGCUCGGACCCUUUUUCCCCGAACUCAACGGCAAGGAUGCCGACCUCAAGGAGAUCCUGGACGAGGAGGAAGAGUCGUUCGCCAGGACUCUCUACCGUGGAGAAGCUCUUUUCAACACGUACGCUACCAAGGCCGCCGAGGCUGGAUCCAAGACGUUGAACGGUCUCGACGUCUGGAGGCUGUACGAUACAUUUGGUUUCCCCGGCGAUCUGACCCGAAUCAUGGCCGAGGAGAGGGGUCUGACGGUCGACGAGGAGGCCUUUGAAAAGGCCAAGCUGGACAGUUGGGAGGCUAGUAAAGCCGGCGGCAAGUCCAAGGGCAAGGAGACGGUCAAGUUGGAUGUGCACGAUCUUGCCGUUUUGGAGAAGAACGACUCGAUCCCCAAGACGGAUGAUUCUGCCAAGUUCCUACUGGGCAACUCGAACGGAACCAUCAAGGGGAUCUACCAGGGUUCUAAGUUCGUCGACGCCACAUCGGAGCUCGAGAACGGGUCCAUGUUCGGGAUCCUCCUCGACAAAACCAACUUUUACGCCGAAUCCGGUGGACAGGAGAAUGAUACCGGUUCGCUGACCAUCGAUGGCAAGGCCGAUUUCGAGGUGACCGACGUUCAGGUCUUCAACGGAUACGUCUUGCAUGUUGGGUACAUGAAGGAGGGCGAGGUCAAGGUUGGCGACGAGGUCGUCUGUACCUACAGCGAGGAACGACGAUGGCCUUUGAGAAACAACCACACCGCCACGCACAUUCUCAACUUCUGUCUGCGAGAAGUCUUGGGCGAUCACAUUGACCAGAAGGGAUCGCUCGUCGCUCCUACCAAGCUUCGGUUCGACUUCAGCCACAAGGCCGCCAUCUCCCCCGCCGAUCUCGAAAAGAUCGAGACCAUGUCCAACGAAUGGGUGAAAAAGGCCGUCAAGGUCUACUCUGCCGAGCUUCCCCUCAAGGUCGCUCAGAAUAUUCCCGGUCUGAGAGCCGUCUUCGGAGAGGCUUACCCGGAUCCUGUCAGGGUCGUCACCCUCGAAUUCUCUUUGGAUGAGAUCACUUCGGACAUUGAGAACCCCAAGUGGAAGCAGACCAGUGUCGAAUUCUGUGGAGGAACUCACGUCGGCAAGACUGAUGAGAUCAAAGACUUUGUCAUCACCGAGGAAUCGUCGAUCGCCAAGGGGAUCAGGCGUAUCGUGGCCGUCACCGGUCAAGAGGCUCACGAGGCUUCGCGAGGCGCUUCCGAGUUCUCGAAACGACUCGACUGGAUCGACAGCCUGAACGGAAAGGAGAAGGACGCUGCCAUGAAGCCGUUCCUCGUCGAACUCGGUCAACGAGACAUGUCGGUCGUCAAGAAGAACCAGCUGCGUGAAAGGUUCACCAAGAUGCAAAACGCUUUCGCCGCCGAAGCCAAGGCUCAAACGGCCGCCAAGGCCAAGCAGGUUACUGCCGAUAUUUCAAAGUACUUUGAGGAGAACCCGAACGAGAACGUCUACGCUGGUGAAAUCGAUGUCGAGGGCGACCGAAACAUCAUGAAGGUCUGCGCCGAAUACGGCAAGGCCAACAACAAGUCGAUCUACGUCUUCAGCGUAGACCGAACCGCCGGCAAGGUCGCUCACGUCAACUUUGUCCCGCAAGAGCUCGUCAAGAGCAAGAAGCUGGACGCCAAGAUCUGGUUAGAGGAAGCCAACAAGGUCCUGGGAGGCAAGGGUGGAGGCAAGCCCGACUCUGCCAUGGGAUCCGGCAACAAUGUCGAUCAGGUGCAGGAAGCCAUCAAGCAGGUCUUGGCUUUCUACAAAUCCAAGGUCGAGGGUGCUUAGAUCGCUUUGACGGUUCCAUUAUGGGUGUAACAGUACUAUUUGCCUCUUGCAUUAUUCA